UGAGCUGACAACUGUAACUACUUGGAUGCAGCCAUCCAGCCAAGUCCUUAUCUAGCCAAGUCCUUAUGCAUCAAAUAGUCCAUCCAUCAAAGCCAUCUCUCCCCAGUUUAGCAGCCAGAAUAUUGUGGGGGACUCUAUCAAAGGCCUUACAGAAGUCCAGGUAGACGGCAUCCAUAGCCCUUCCUGUGUCCACUGAUGCUGUCAGUCCAUUGUAGAAGGCCACUAGGUUAGUCAGGCACGAUUUGCCCUCAUUGAAGCCAUGCUGGUGCUCUCAAUCACCUCUGUCUUCUGUAUGUUUCGAUGUAUCUUCCAGGAGGAUCUGUACCAUGAUCUCACCAGGCUGCCUCGUCAGUAGUUCCCAGAGCCCUCCUUAUUACCUUUUUAAAAAUGGGUGUGAUAUUCCCUUUUCUUCAGUCACUGGAGUCUCCCACCCAUGGUGCCAGCAUGUGUUUUGGGACCAGUGGUGCACCAGUGGGCGGCUGGCUCGUUUGCGUAGCUGCAAGGGAGCCUUUCUUUUCUGUGACAUUGCCCAGUACUGACAUGGGAUUAGAAAUGGGUCUGUGUUGGCUUGGGAUGGCUGUCAGAACAGUGUUUUUUCAGACAGGAUUUAGCUCUGUCAUCCUUUGAGUUAUGUUUUCUCAUGAUUUCUGAUCUCAUCCAGUCAUGACUGCAGAAAACACCUCAGUGCUGAACUGUGAUGACAUAGUAAAGACUCGCCUUCUCUUCUCCUGCUGUGCUGGCUUUAUGUAUUGGACAACACUUGCUAAUCAUGAUAGAAACCAGACCUCUUGGUUUGUUGGUUUUUUCCCCCAUGCUGAGGGUUUUAAUAACCAUGUGAUCGAACACUGUUUUGAUCCCACAAGUACUCUCUUGUGUUCCGCCCUUGUCAAUGAAUCUAGAACCCAUUUUUCACUGUCUAAAACUUGUUCAUGUCUGUUCUUCACUUGAUUAGUUGAACUGACAGGUAUCCAGGAUUCUUGAGGAAGCUAAAAUGUCACCAUCUAUGCAUCUAAAAUAACUCGUAUGGAUCCAGAGAGUUCUGAUGUGUUGCAAAGAGGAGUCAUAGUCUCCUAGCUGGCUUAUCUCAUGUGCUUAAUGUAAAAGGUUUAAUCUUUUAACCUGUAAGUGUAGCAAUGUUUGUGGGCAGUAGCUAAGACUGUAGUAAUCACUGCAGGAUCAGGAACGGAGUCAAGGCUUCUGACAUUUUGAAGUGGUACCACUGCUCUCUGAAUUUUCUUUCCCUGUAUCAAUAGGCAAGCAGCAAGCCCCCUCCUUAAAUUAGUCCAUCUCUGGAAGCCUCAUAAAUGUGUUGUAGAGCAUCUAAUUGAGUUGGUGCUGAAAUUACUCUUAAUUUUAUUAAAUGGAAACAGUUGCUCAAGUAUUGCCAUUACAUGCUUUUCACCUUGCAGAAAAGGGGAAUGAGGGACCGGAAGAGAAGAGGACAGAGUACAGAGAGACUUUGUUUUCUGGGGAGCCCAAGCAAAAGGACAAGUGUACUGACACAGAGGAAGACCAGCUCCUUGAAGAACCCAAUGUUCAAUAUAGCUCCAAAGUAACUCAACACCCAUCACUAGCCAGUUCCAUCACAGAAAGCAAUCCUCCCCCCAGAUCUGACAGACCUUCAUCCCCUGAGGGACCUGAACUGGUGUAUGUCCCUGCUGAGCCUGCACAGCUUGCUGCCCAUGUGCUAGCCAUGGCAUCAAGUGAAGCAGGACAGCCACCACCAUGUUCCAAUGUGUGGACCCUCUAUUGCCUAACUGACUUGAGACAAGGUCAAAAAUCACCACCAUCCCUUCCUCCUGCUGGGGCCAGUGUUCCUUAUUCCCAGGCAACCCUCAGCCUUUCCAGAGGGGAAGAUCAACAGUGUGGUCAACUGUCACAAGUAUCUGCUCCAAUUUAUGUGAUGCAAGAGGACAGCAAGAGGGGAAAUGCUCCACCUUUCAUUUUAGUGGGCUCUAACAUUCAGAAUGCGCAGAACUGGAAACCUCUUCCUGGCCCCACUGUCUUUGCGCAGCAAGGGGCAGGUGCUAGGAGAAGACUCACUACUGUCCCAGUCCCAGUUGCCAGGCCAGCUGAUGAGGAAACAGAUAUGGCAAGCCCCAAUUUUCAUUCUGCAGAGGAAACUGGGGCUAUGCCACGCACAGCCCCUGUUUUCUCAGUUGCCAUCCCUCUGGAUGACAUGAUGUCUGCAAAGAAAGGCUCACCAGCUGGUGAUCAGCACACAGGUUGAGAAGAGAGGCUGUAUGGACUUCAGGAACAAUGGAGUUUACAUUGUAAUAAAUCAAAAGAACUUACUGCAAAUGCUCCAAGAAAGCCAGCAAUUAGAACUGCAUUCCCA
This is a messenger RNA of Grus americana (Whooping crane), 2338 nucleotides long. RefSeq names its product calcium binding tyrosine phosphorylation regulated (gene CABYR). Gene Ontology annotation, molecular function: calcium ion binding. Gene Ontology annotation, cellular component: sperm fibrous sheath; cytoplasm. Gene Ontology annotation, biological process: sperm capacitation. NCBI's taxonomy places the organism in Eukaryota, Metazoa, Chordata, Aves, Gruiformes, Gruidae. Bases 1361 to 2230 code for a protein of 289 amino acids. The record is from RefSeq and is a predicted model, not a curated record. The transcript is spliced from 3 exons.